UCGGACAACAUUUAUAAAAAUACGUUUACAAAGAAAAUCGUCUACGAUGUUUAAGAAGCCAUUCCGAGUAAAGUCGCAGACUUCCAUGAAAGGAUCAGAUAGAAAGAAAGUGCGAGUUGAAAUACAGAAAUCAUUUUCAAACCUGAGUGUCGAAGACGUUAAUACAAUUAUCCCUAACAAAGAGGACGUGAGCUCUGUGAAGAUACACACCAAUACUGGAGAGAAUGCUUUCAUAUACUGCGUGAAUAAACAGCCGCUGCUGUUUGAACUGGACAAGCAGAAAGUGCUUUACCCCACCGUUUAUCUGCUGUGGCGCUACCCAGAUCUUAUGGAAAGAUUUACCACUUGGCCGCCAGUCUUCAAGAAACUUGUGGAUGGAGCAGAUCUGAUGCUGCCUGGGCUGGUGUUGCGCCUUCCACUGACACCAGGGUCCUUCAAACACGUGGAGAAGGGACAGGUGUGCUCUGUGAACGUUGUUGGAAACAGGUAUUCCAUCAUGUUAUAG
This is a messenger RNA of Dreissena polymorpha, 505 nucleotides long. Its product is annotated as eukaryotic translation initiation factor 2D-like. Bases 47 to 505 code for a protein of 152 amino acids. Gene Ontology annotation, molecular function: translation initiation factor activity. The transcript has 4 exons. The record is from RefSeq and is a predicted model, not a curated record. Lineage: Eukaryota; Metazoa; Mollusca; Bivalvia; Myida; Dreissenidae. Gene Ontology annotation, biological process: formation of translation preinitiation complex.